UUCUUACUCUAUUUAUAUUUCCUGCUUGUUAAUGUUCUUUUCUCUGACAGAGACAAUCAGAGCGGAGAGACCGACCGAGGAGACAAGAGCUUCAGCUGCGGUCACCCAGUGUGGGGCCUCGCCUUCGGACCAAGACCCCCAAAAUCCGUCGCCGCUGCACAGCCAGUGAACACAUCGUCCAAAGGGAACAACAGCCUGCUCCUGGCCACAGGCUUGGAGAACGGGGUCAUCAAAAUCUGGAAUGUCUUAACAGGUGAUGCUGUGUUUGACCUCCACGGCCAUGAAGGGGUGGUAAGGGACCUGGUCUUCCCUCAGAACGGGACGCUCACGCUCAUAUCGUCCUCUCGAGACAAAACCUUGAGGAUUUGGGACCUGGCUCAAAAAGGUAAAAAGGUGCAGGUGCUCUCAGGCCACAAAGACUGGAUCAGCUGCUGCUGCGUGUCUCCAGACUGCAGCAUGAUCGCCUCCGUCGGGAGGUUUGACAGAAUGGUUUGUCUGUGGAGUCUACGCUCCUACACGUUCAUCAGAAACCUGACCGGAGGCACCAGGAAGACCUUGUACCUCCUGUCUUCCUGUGACUUCUCUCCUGACGGGGCGCUGCUCGCCACGGCAGCCUUCAGCGGCUCCAGCUGGUGGAUCGACCUCUGGGACCCGUACACCGCAGAGAAACUGGCCACUCUGGUUGACUACUUUGAAGAUUACGGGCAGAACCAGAUCUCAGCAAUACAAUUCUCUCCCAACGGUUUGCACCUGGCGAUCGUGACGGACGGCAGGGCUCUUCUGAUCUGGGAGCCGGGAAAGAGAGGGAUGGUGAUGCAGACCAAAGCAGACAGAGACUCUAACGGACUGUGCUGCGACUACCAUCCACAAGGGGGCGUGGUCGCCACAGGAACCAGAGACGGCCACGUGAGGUUCUGGAAGGUGCCCAGGACGGUGCCCAGCCUGUGCCACCUGUGCCGAUCCAUCCUGCGCCAUUCGGUGUCCACGCACCAGCUGGAGCCGCUGCCCCUCCCCAAGAGGAUCCUGCAGUACCUCACGUACAGAAACAUCCCCGAGCGCCUCAAGACCCGCUGCUCCUCAGAGGAGGAGGAGCGCAAAGGUUAAAUAUGAACAUUUCAAGUAACCAAACAAUGCAACUGGUAUUUACACUAAGUGAUUAUUAUACACUGAACACUAAUAAAAUGCCUUUGUUUGCUGAGGUAUUAAAAGUUGCUUCCACAGCUCGGCUCGGCACAGGAAGCAGCUCUUAACAUCAUCCACUUUAGAUGCAACAUUUACUGCACUAAGGAUUUAAUUUAUUGCACUACUACUGUUAAACGAUGCAUUAACUCAAUGUUCACAUGCUUAUAUAUAUAUAUAUAUAUGACUUGAAUAUCACACUUUUAUACUGUUAAUUUAUUGUGUACAUAUAUAAUUUCUAAUUCCUGUUUAUCAUAAGGGAACAACACACGACCUGCGACUGUACCUGCACAUGUUUAUUGUUAAUAUAAAAACUGGAUUAUAUAUAGGAAAUAGUUUUAUUAAACAGACUCAAACAUU
Messenger RNA from Paralichthys olivaceus (Japanese flounder), 1539 nucleotides. The record is from RefSeq and is a predicted model, not a curated record. NCBI's taxonomy places the organism in Eukaryota, Metazoa, Chordata, Actinopteri, Pleuronectiformes, Paralichthyidae.